GUCUCCUUUUCCAUUCAUCAACUGACGUAUAGCCAAUCUGUUUCUAAUAAGCUGCUUGACUCGGUUGAAAAGCCACAAUGACAACAAUUCAAUCACAAUGGGAUCAGACACUCGCGUUAAGAGACGGAGAGGAGGAACACGCAAGAAAACAGGAUGGUUUCUUUUCCCGACCUUGUUAGUGUCUUCGACCCCAUCAUACUUACAGUUUCCAGCUUCACCUGUCCUAGCUUCAACUUGGGAUAUUGGUCACGCGAGCUGCCCGAGUCCUCAGUGUUCGUCUUCCAGGGACUCCGUCCCUGCAUCGUCCAAAUCAUCGGUCCACUCCACAACCAUGACAGCGCCUGCAAACACUCUUCGCCAGAUGAUACCGCAGCCGACAGUGUCCCUCACCUCAGAGAUGGUCUACCUUCUCAGCGCCGACAGGGCCUUGCAACAUGGAUGGAUGUCUUUGACCUGGGCGGCACAUACCAGCGCAAAGUCGCUCGUCGAGAUUUGACAUCCGACCUUCUCCUCCGCUGCAUAUGCGCUUUUACUGCGCGGCAGCUCUGCCUACGUGCUUCAGGUGAGACUUGGGCUCCAGUUGCAACAAACUACUACAGACAAUCACUACACCUGUUGAUCCAGCAACUAAAUAGCUCCGAGCCACUAAGAGACACACUAACAGCAGUCAUUCUCCUGGGGAGCUACGAGGUCUUGGCAGCUCAGGGUCAAGAGCAUCAUCGGCACUAUGAAGGCGCAUUGAAGCUUAUUCAAAUACGAGGCAUCAGUGCUCGAUCAGUCGGUCUUGAUCGCGCAAACUUCUGGAUUUGGGUUCGACAUGAACUCACUAUUGCAAUCACAAAUAAGACGCCGCUGCAAUUAGAUCCGUCAGACGGGAAUGUUAACUGGCGGAAAGGAGAAACUGCCGAAGACCUGGCGGUGAACUGGGUCUACAAGGAUAGGACACCUUCUGAAUAUCACGAGCUGCUGGUGGGCAUUGAGAUUUGGUAUACCGGUCUGUUCCAGCAUUUGAGAGGUGUGAAAUAUGGAAAGCCGGUCGAAGAUGGACUGUUUAAGGUUCAUUUUGCUGUUCUUCAAACAGGUUCGUUCACUGCCAAUACCUGCAGAUCUUUACUGCCACUUAUUCAAGAUCAUGCGACUGAAAUUAUCAACAUCUCGAUUUCGGAUAUACCAGACCAGGUUCUGUGUUCCUCAAUCCUACCCCUCUAUUUCGGGUGUGGAGAACAGGGCUUCCCGUCCGCUCAGCCGUACUUAAGCCACACGCCGGGAGGUUAG
This is a messenger RNA of Aspergillus sclerotioniger CBS 115572, 1275 nucleotides long. The record is from RefSeq and is a predicted model, not a curated record. Lineage: Eukaryota; Fungi; Ascomycota; Eurotiomycetes; Eurotiales; Aspergillaceae.